UUAUUAUUCAGUGAGGAGGGUGGGCGGCUGACAGGUGGGCGGUAGAGUGCUCGAGUGUCAGCUGAAUCUCUGCCAGAUUCUUCAUCUUGAAUCUUUCUUCCCUCUGGACUGCCCUGCGCUCAUCAUGAAUAUAGGAGAGCUGGUGUCAUUGUAUGGAAUAUCUAGAGCCCUGAGGUAGGGUGUUGCUUGGUCGCCAUGAAGAGUGAACGCCAGGAAGAAGACCGUAGACUGGAGGUAAGGGUAGCAGAUGAUCGAGAUUUUGAGCGGCUGAAGAAGCUUUGUGACUGUCCUGAUGGAUGGAGCCUGGCCUACGAGAACCCACCCACCAGGGUUUACACUCGUCCCACUAAGAACUCCACUUUCCACAUGAUCAAGCAGCAGAAGCAACACAUGGAUAAACAAACAUAUCUACGGGAGAAUUGUGACAUUGACCCUGCUAUAAAUAGAAGCCAGCUGGGUCAAGAUGCUGUGGGUCAAGAAACCAUUAACAAGAGAAUAGGCUGCUGGGGAUCAGAUUUCAAACCAGGAGCUGACCCAGGCAGAUGUCCAAGACCAAAUGACUUUUAAACAACCUUGGGGAGUAGUAUAUGACCUUGGAGAGUAGUAUAAAUCACAUAUGGUUCCCCACGUGGAGUUAAACAUGGAUGGUGAACUUAACUGGCCAAUAAACAACCUGAAUAUCAUAGUUAGACCAAAAAGGAAUUUGUUAUUGUUGUAGGGAAAACUUGAACUUCUGAAAUGCCAAUAGGAUGACGUCGCAUUUCUGGAGCUGUACUACGGUUAAGAAUUAUUUGAUGGUAUUUUGUAUGUGUUUUCAUCCUUAUGUUGUUCACAUGUGGAUCCCCACGUGGAGUGAUCUCUGAAUGGUGGAUGGUAAACUAGGCGUGGAAGGAAAAAGUGCGAGACAUUGUGUAUAAAAUAGGCUGGACCUACAACAAAGGGGUUCGGCAGAUGAGAGAGAGCGCGAGAGA
Messenger RNA from Portunus trituberculatus (swimming crab), 971 nucleotides. RefSeq lists its product as uncharacterized. NCBI's taxonomy places the organism in Eukaryota, Metazoa, Arthropoda, Malacostraca, Decapoda, Portunidae. The transcript has 4 exons. Bases 196 to 567 code for a protein of 123 amino acids. The record is from RefSeq and is a predicted model, not a curated record.